UUAAAACCGUUGGAUCUCACGGCACACGCAUCUUGGAGCAUGACAGAGAUCGAAUAAUCCCCUUCGUCGCUCAGUAAUCUCAAAUGUUAGUUGCAGGCCCUUCUCCUGCCUCUGCGCGUCAGACUCAUCCGAUGGAGGGCGAGAAAUGAAAACGUGUUAAAAUGGAUUUCAUUGAAUGGUAAUGCUUGUCAUCCACUAAUGCUAGUGCCCACAAACAACACUGAACUGUUUGACUGAUGCUGGCUGUCUGUUUUGAAUUAAGAAGGUCUAAUAUGAUGGGGAGCCUCUCUCGAAGUUCAUCUAUGAAAAAAUCACAUGAAAGCACCAGGCUUGUUGUUACUACUGUUCUAGGAGUUCUUUUUGGAUUUUUUCUUGGACUUUCAUUCCCAUUUCUGUCCAUCUCCAAGCUCAGUUUAAUUCCAAAUCUUACUUCGGCCACUGAUUUGACCUUCGUUGAUGAAAGUAGGCCUCAGCAGGUUAAGCAUGCUAUGACAUCAAGUUCUAAUCUAGACAUGAAUAUAACUUCUGAUGAUCAUGGAUCAGGUGAUUCUACAAAGAUAUAUGUACCAACAAAUCCUCGUGGAGCUGAGCUAUUACCUCCAGGAAUUAUUGUUCCUGAAUCAGAUUUCUAUUUGCGCAGACUCUGGGGUGAUCCUAAUGAGGAUCUUACUACUCGGCAAAAAUAUUUAUUGACAUUCACUGUGGGAUUUGACCAGUGGAAAAAUAUUGACAAGGCUAUUAAGAAGUUUUCUGAAGAUUUCACUAUCUUGCUCUUCCACUAUGAUGGCCGCACAAGUGAGUGGGAUCAGUUUGAGUGGUCAAAGCGUGCCAUUCAUAUCAGUUUGAAGAAGCAAACAAAAUGGUGGUACGCAAAACGUUUUUUACAUCCAGACAUUGUGGCGUCUUAUGAUUAUAUAUUUAUUUGGGAUGAAGAUCUUGGAGUAGAACACUUCAAUGCAGAGAAAUAUCUUGAAUUAGUGAAGAAACAUGGCUUGGAGAUCUCACAACCAGGUCUAGAGCCGGAUAAAGGGUUGACAUGGGAAAUGACCAAACGUAGAGGUGACAGUGAAGUCCACAAGGAAACUGAAGAGAAACCUGGUUGGUGUCCUGACCCACAUUUGCCACCUUGUGCAGCUUUUGUGGAAAUUAUGGCACCUGUCUUUUCAAGGAAUGCAUGGCGUUGUGUGUGGCAUAUGAUUCAGAAUGAUUUGGUACAUGGAUGGGGACUGGAUUUUGCAUUGAGAAGAUGUGUGGAGCCUGCUCAUGAGAAGAUUGGUGUUGUUGACUCAGAGUGGAUUGUUCAUCAAGUUAUCCCUUCUAUUGGAAACCAAGGAGAGAGUGAUGAUGAUAAAGCAUCCUGGCAAGGGGUCAGAGAGAGGUGCAAAUUUGAGUGGUCGCAGUUCCAAUCUCGACUAGCAAAUGCUGAUAAGAGGUUCUUUGCUGGACUAGGAAAAGGUUGAUUAGAGUUUAUUUUUUUUUAAAAAAAAAUUCUGGAUUUUCUUUCCGGCCUCUCGCUCAUUAUCUGUGCAUUCCUUCAUCCUCUCAUCUGAAUCCUGUUGAAAAGAGAACAAAAAAUCCAAAAAUUCUGAGUGUUGUGUUUUAUUUUGGAUUAGUUACAGUGAUAUGUUGAUGCUAAGAUGUGCAGUUAUUGAUUUGGUGGCCACCCCUACCUGGCCCUGGCGCCUGGGCCCAGCGCUGGGGGAGAUCACCAAAAAAGAAAAAAAAAACUUAUUUUCUUGUUUAUGUAUAAGCUAUCAUUUGUUUAGCACAUUUAAUGUUGAUGGUGUUAUUAUUUGAGCUUUGUAAUUUCAUAACGAGUAAUUCUUUGUUUUGAUUCCUGCUCUCUAGUGGGUUAAGAUAA
This is a messenger RNA of Dioscorea cayenensis subsp. rotundata (Guinea yam), 1861 nucleotides long. RefSeq lists its product as uncharacterized. The transcript has 15 exons. Bases 237 to 1460 code for a protein of 407 amino acids. Lineage: Eukaryota; Viridiplantae; Streptophyta; Magnoliopsida; Dioscoreales; Dioscoreaceae. The record is from RefSeq and is a predicted model, not a curated record.